AUGCUAGCUGGCUUUGCUGCCACAGCCUAUUCGCAUCCGAUUAGCAAUGUCAUUGAGAAGAUCGACGACGACACCUUCAGAACUGCCCUCAAAACAUUAUGGACUGAUCCUGGAGUUGCUCAGCAGGCAGUCCACAAGUACGAUCCCGAAGACUUUUCCGACUAUGAAUAUCCUGCAGCCGCCAACAUUGCCCUCCAGAAUAUGGAGAAGAGUAUAAAGGAGGUUAAGGAUUCUGGAGCCCUCAGCGUGGCUGGUGUUGUCGACAUCCUGCUGCUCUAUCGAGAUUUAGGGACUGUGACUAAAACCCUACUCGAUGAGAUCAUUGCCAGGAAACCUGUUAUUGAGAAGAUCUCCAAAUGCGAGGCCUCCAGAUGA
Molecule: messenger RNA, 375 nt
Organism: Pseudogymnoascus destructans
Lineage: Eukaryota; Fungi; Ascomycota; Leotiomycetes; Thelebolales; Thelebolaceae
Exons: 1
Coding region: 1-375 (124 amino acids)
Source: RefSeq, a predicted model, not a curated record